CAUUAUAAAUAGAGAAGAGGGUCCGUGUUCUUCUCUUCAAAAUUCCACCACUCUCUGCUCUACCUUAAACCGUACCACUUGAAUUGAUAUAUAAAAUCCUUAAGGUAAGAUCGCAAACGGUGGUCGUUUCAGAUGGAUAAGCAGCGUAAGUCGAAGCAUCCCAAGACCAAUGCUUAUGCCACCAUAGUUACCUCUUCUUCUGAAGAAGUGAGCAGUCUUGAGUGGGAAGAAAUAGCAAUGACACAAGAAGAAGAGGAUUUGAUCUGCAGAAUGUAUAAGCUUGUCGGCGAAAGGUGGGAUUUAAUAGCUGGGAGGAUUCCAGGAAGAACAGCACAAGUGAUCGAGAGGUUUUGGGUGAUGAAGAAUCAUCGAAGAGCUUGAUUACGUUGAUUGAGAAUUCUAUAUCAUUUUUCUAUAAUAAGGAAAUAUAUACGUGUAUCCUCUAAUCGUUGGUAAUUCUGCAGUUUUGUUCUUGUAUUUGGAGUUGUAUCUCGGGAUUUCAUACUUUUUCUUUUUAA
Molecule: messenger RNA, 518 nt
Organism: Raphanus sativus (radish)
Lineage: Eukaryota; Viridiplantae; Streptophyta; Magnoliopsida; Brassicales; Brassicaceae
Product: MYB-like transcription factor ETC1
Exons: 3
Coding region: 133-381 (82 amino acids)
Biological process (GO): cell differentiation
Cellular component (GO): nucleus
Molecular function (GO): transcription cis-regulatory region binding
Source: RefSeq, a predicted model, not a curated record